CGGUUUCUUUCACCUCUUCAUUUUGGGAGUUUAUCACGCAUUGUCCGAUGAUGCUCAUGUCGUGUAUUUAAAAAAGCAAGUUGUUCUUUCGUUGUCAAUGGAAAGCCAAUUUGGCUUCGCAAUGCUUUUCAGGGUUUUAAGAUUUGACAAACCGGCUUUUUAAAAGUUUUCUGGUGGAUUACAGGUUGGAGAAGGGUUUCCCGGAUUGUUUAAUGCUUUAAGAUUUCUAGUGCAGGGUUUGCUGCAAUUUUUUUCUUUUCUUCCUUGAUCUUGAAUUGAAGGCGUUGUGAAGAAUCCAAAAUUUUCUACUUUGUUGUUUAGGAUCGCUUAAAAUAGCAUUUUGAUUGUUUGGAGGAGGGAAUAAAGUUUGAGGAACCGCAAAGAUGGAGGUUUUUGCGCGUGCUGGGCUUCUCUUUUCUGCGGAUUCUGCUUCCUUAAAACAAGGUGGCGAUGUUUGUGGUCCUGCGGGAGUGCUCUGCUCGUCCACACGUUCGAAUCAUUUGCUUGUUAGCUUAGUCAGUUUGCUCCUAGCUGUCGCAUUCUUGAUCAAUUUCUUUAUCAAGGCUGCCUUGUCAAGGAAUGUUAGACUGCGACCUCUCUUCAGUUUCUCUUCACCGUUGGAAACAACCUGCUCGGCUCUCAAUGGAAGUCUGGGAUUGGUAUACUUAGGAGUUUUUCUAACGAUAUUGGAAGAGAAAUUAACAAAAAGGCCUGGCCUUUAUCCUCUCCAUUCAUGGCUUGUAGUUCUAUAUAUAGGUUUAACUUGGCUGAUCGCAUGCAUGAUGGUGAGCAUGCGAGUAGAGUUGCUAGGAGAGAUCUUUAAGAAAGUAUGGUGUGUAGCCUUUACUUUGCUUGAUGGAUUUCUCUGUGUAUCUUCCAUUCUAGAUUUAGUUGUAGUGAAGAGAAGAUCCAUCAAACUAUUUGUAGAUAUCUUCUCUUUGCCAGAAGCAAUUUUUAUGCUUGUGUUGGUCAUGAAGAUGAAAAAACCUUCACAGAAUUCUAGCAGCAUAAACAGUUCUUUGUAUGAGUCUCUUAAAUCUGAAUAUGACGGCGACUUAGUUGAUUUAGAUGAUCAUGCUUCAAUUACACCUUUUGCGAAAGCUGGCUUCUUUAGUAAAUUGUCAUUCUGGUGGUUGAAUCCUUUGAUGAAGAAAGGCUAUGAGAAGCCAUUAGAGGAGAAAGAUAUUCCUUCGUUGGGGAAAGAUGACCAAGCGGAGACGCGCUACUCCUUGUUUCUGGAGCAGUUGAACAAGCUAAAACAGAAGCAGCAGACUGUUUCUCCUUCUGUUUUAAGGGCUAUUGUGUGUUGCCAUUUAGAUCAAAUUUUAGUAUCAGGGUUCUUCGCACUGCUUAAGAUUCUAACACUCUCUGCAGGUCCUAUUCUACUAAAAGCUUUCAUUAAGGUAUCAUUAGGGAAAGGAACUUUUAAAUAUGAAGGUUUUGUGCUGGCCAUCGCUUUGUUUCUGGCAAAAAUAUUAGAGUCCUUAUCACAGAGGCAGUGGUACUUCCGAACCCGAAGGUUAGGUCUGCAAUUGAGGUCUUUGUUAUCAGCAGCCAUUUAUCAGAAGCAACUCAAGCUGUCAAACUCAGCUAAACUUCUCCAUUCUUCUGGAGAGAUAACGAACUAUCUCACCGUCGAUGCUUACAGAAUUGGUGAAUUCCCAUUCUGGUUUCAUCAAACUUGGUCGACUAGCUUCCAACUCUGUAUAGCCUUAUUAAUUCUCUAUAAUGCUGUGGGCCUUGCAACUGUAGCAGCCAUGGUUGUCAUAAUCCUUACUGUGCUCUGCAAUGCCCCGCUGGCCAAGCUGCAGCACAAGUUUCAGACAAGACUCAUGAGUGCUCAGGAUGAGAGACUGAAAGCUUUGUCAGAAGCUUUGGUGAACAUGAAAGUACUGAAGUUGUAUGCUUGGGAAACACAUUUCAGGAAGGUUGUGGAAGGCUUGAGAGGGGAAGAGUGUAAGUGGCUUAAAGCUUUUCAGCUUCGGAGAGCUUAUAAUAGCUUCUUAUUUUGGUGUUCCCCUGUUCUAGUAUCUGCUGCUACGUUCUCAGCCUGCUAUCUCCUUAGAAUUCCUCUUAAUGCGAGUAAUGUAUUUACUUUUGUGGCCACAUUGCGCCUUGUUCAAGAUCCGGUUAGACAAAUUCCUGAUGUUAUUGGAGUGAUCAUACAAGCCAAGGUUGCGUUUGGUAGAAUAGUUAAAUUCCUCGAUUCGCCUGAGCUGAAAACGAAAAGGUACAGCGUGAAAAUGAAGAAAUCAAUAGUGAUAAAUUCAGCUAGCUUUUCAUGGGACGAGCAUUUUUCAAAGCCUAACUUGAGGAAUAUAAACCUCGAGAUCUCUACCGGCGAAAAGGCGGCAAUUUGCGGGGAGGUUGGAUCAGGAAAAUCGACUCUUUUGGCGGCGGUCCUUGGAGAAAUAACUAAAACAGAGGGCAUGGUUCAAGUUUCUGGAAAAAUUGCUUAUGUUUCCCAGACAGCUUGGAUUCAGACUGGAACUCUGCGGGAGAAUAUUCUAUUUGGGUCCCCAAUGGAUGAACGAAAAUACCAUGAAACGCUGAAAAGAUGCUCAUUAAUUAAGGAUAUUGAGAUGUUGACUUUUGGAGAUUUAACCGAAAUUGGGGAAAGGGGAGUUAAUCUGAGCGGCGGACAGAAACAGAGAGUUCAGCUUGCCCGUGCUCUUUAUCAGGAUGCGGAUAUAUAUCUUCUUGAUGAUCCUUUCAGUGCUGUUGAUGCUCAUACUGCCAGCAGCCUUUUUAAUGAAUAUGUGAUGGGUGCUCUUUCGUCCAAGACUGUGUUGUUAGUAACACAUCAAGUGGAUUUUCUUCCGGCAUUCAACUCUAUUUUGCUGAUGUCAGAUGGGGAAUUUAUUUCUGCUGCUCCUUUCCAUGAAUUAUUGGCUUCCAGCAAGGAGUUUCAGGAACUUGUCAAUGCCCACAAAAAUACUGUUGGUGCUGAAAGGCUUGAUCAACUGGAUUCUAAUAAAAGAAACAAAUCAUCUAUCAUGGAGAUCAAUAAUGAUGAUGGGGGAAAACAACCAAUGACCAAAGACACAAAUGGAGCAGAGCAGCUGAUUAAGAAAGAAGAAAAAGAAGCUGGAAACACUGGAAUGAAACCUUACUUGCAGUACUUGUCUCAGAACAACGGUUUUUUGUUUGCCUCACUAGCUGCACUUUCUCAUGCCAUAUUCAUGGGUGGUCAGAUUUCCCAAAAUUCAUGGAUGGCUGCUAAAGUUCAAGACCCAGAAGUGAGCAUGCUAAAAUUGAUUUCAGUGUACUUGAUGAUAGGAUUUGGCACCGUCUUUUUUUUGUUAUCCAGAUCCAUAUUUGUUGUCGUUCUGGGCAUGGAGUCAUCAAGAUCUCUGUUUUCUCAGCUGCUAAACUCUCUGUUUCGUGCACCAAUGUCGUUCUUUGACUCCACGCCUCUGGGAAGAAUUCUUAGUCGGGUCUCCUCUGACCUUAGUAUUGUGGAUCUGGAUGUGCCAUUUGCCUUAAUUUUUAGCUUCGGCGCCACAUUUAAUGCCUAUAGCAACAUUGGUGUGCUUUCUGGUGUUAUAUGGCAAGUUUUGUUUGUUGCUGUACCGUUGGUCUACCUUACUCUUCGUUUACAGAGGUACUAUCUAGCUUCAGCAAAAGAGUUGAUGAGAAUUAAUGGAACCACUAAAUCUCUAGUAGCAAAUCAUCUUGCUGAAUCGGUAUCAGGAGUGGUGACAAUCAGAGCUUUUGAAGAGGAAGAUAGGUUUUUUGCUAAAAGCUUGGCUCUUAUUGACAAAAAUGCCAGUCCCUAUUUCCAUAACUUUGCUGCAAGUGAGUGGUUGAUCCAGCGUUUGGAGACCAUGAGCGCUCUUAUUCUUUCUUCUUCAGCUCUUGUCAUGGCUAUACUUCCUCCAGGAACUUUCAGCCCGGGUUUUGUUGGGUUGGCGCUAUCUUACGGCCUAUCCUUAAAUAUGUCACUUGUUUUCUCAAUACAAAAUCAGUGCAUGCUCGCAAAUUACAUCAUCUCCGUCGAGAGGCUAAAUCAAUACAUGCAUGUUCCAAGCGAAGCUCCCGAAGUCAUUCGAACCAACCGACCCACACCCAAUUGGCCGGCUUUUGGUCGUGUAGAGUUCCAAAAUCUUCAGAUCAGAUAUAGGCCAGAUACUCCUCUUGUUAUUCAGGGGAUCAGUUGCGUUUUUGAAGGAGGAGACAAGAUUGGAAUUGUGGGGAGGACCGGAAGUGGGAAGACCACGUUGAUCGGGGCUUUGUUCCGGCUGGUUGAACCGGCCGGAGGGAGGAUUGUUAUAGAUGAGAUUGAUAUUGCUGAAAUUGGCCUGCAUGAUCUAAGAUUGAGAUUUGGAAUUAUUCCUCAGGAUCCCACCCUGUUCCAUGGGUCUGUAAGAUAUAAUCUUGAUCCAUUGGGACUGUAUGAAGAUCAGCAAAUAUGGGAGGUUCUGGAUAAAUGUCAACUUCGAGAAGCUGUCCUAGAGAAAGGAAGCGGUCUAGAUUCAAUAGUGCUUGAAGAUGGAUCAAACUGGAGCAUGGGACAGCGACAGCUAUUCUGCUUGGGCCGAGCAUUGUUAAAGAAAAGCCGCAUACUGGUGCUCGACGAGGCCACAGCAUCAAUCGACAAUGCCACCGAUGCCAUCCUCCAAAAGACUAUAAGAACAGAAUUUGCAGACUCCACGGUCAUUACUAUUGCCCAUAGAAUUCCAACUGUGGUGGAUUGUACUAAGGUUCUUGUCAUUAGUGAUGGGAAGAUGGUAGAGUAUGAUGAACCAGUGAAACUCAUGAACACAGAAGGAUCUCUGUUUCGGGAGCUCGUCAAUGAAUAUUGGUCCCACACUGCAAAUGUAAAUGUGUAGUUAGCACGUAGAAAGACGACUUAGAAGCUUUUUGCGAGUUCAAACGAAGUUGCUGUUGAGCUUUACGCUCGAAGUUUAUUGUGCAUAUUGCAGCUAUUGAGAAUGUGUGCAUGAAGUUGGGAGGGAGGCUUAAGUGCUCCUUUAUUGAUGCUGAGCAGCGUUGUGUAGAGUUUUGCAUGGAUAGAAAUAUUUGAAGGAAUUUGCAUGCUUUUGUUUAUCUAUUUUUAAAUUACAUAUUGUAUUUAUCAUAGUUGAUGAGCUCUCAUUUUAUAUGUGAAAUUAAAAUUUUGUGUAUUUACAAGUCUCUGGUUUAUAAAGAGGCCUGUGCUUAAAAAGUAUGAUUUUCAAUGUAAAAUGAAUGAUGUUAACAAUUCUGCUAUGAGGAAUUGUUUAUUGAA
Messenger RNA from Phalaenopsis equestris, 5230 nucleotides. Its product is annotated as ABC transporter C family member 10-like. The record is from RefSeq and is a predicted model, not a curated record. Bases 384 to 4832 code for a protein of 1482 amino acids. Lineage: Eukaryota; Viridiplantae; Streptophyta; Magnoliopsida; Asparagales; Orchidaceae. Gene Ontology annotation, molecular function: ABC-type transporter activity; ATP binding; ATP hydrolysis activity. The transcript has 12 exons. Gene Ontology annotation, biological process: transmembrane transport. Gene Ontology annotation, cellular component: vacuolar membrane; plant-type vacuole.